AUGGACGAAUUACAUCCGUGUGUGUGUAUGUCAGUUAGCCAAGAACUAAGUGGCAGUUUACAGAACGCUUUGGCAUGCAAUUUGCAAGCUCCGCCGUCUCAUUUUUAUGGUAUCCACUUGAGCUGCAUGUCGGCGUCUGAUGAAAGAAGAGAGCAUCAUAUGAAAAUCACGGGGAGACUGAGGCAGAGUGACAGCGAAUUGGCCCUUGCACUGACCCAUUCUUUAUGGAUUGGAUUAAGUUUACGAUCGACAAUAAGAUGCCCUGAUCGCAAUGUGCCUUAUCUGAUGACUCCUCCACCUAACUUCAGCAUCUCGCCUGACCCGUCAAUUGACCCUAUGACCUCAUCGCCACAACUCAUCCAAUGA
Messenger RNA from Acanthocheilonema viteae, 366 nucleotides. Lineage: Eukaryota; Metazoa; Nematoda; Chromadorea; Rhabditida; Onchocercidae. The record is from the annotation of a GenBank genome assembly.